CAGCAAGUCAUAUCAUAAUCAUUGUCGAACUUUGCUUGCAUUUUGAUCGUUGUGUUUGUGUGUGUGUGUGUUUUGUAUGUGUAUGUGUAUGUGUAUGCAUUGUCCAACCAGAAGAAGCCAGCUAUCCAUCCAUCCACAUACCAUAAGAAGAACCACGCCGUCGCGCACCUCUUCUCAUUUCAUUUGUUCAUUGUUCUUGUUGGCUCUGUUUCUUGUUUUUUUUCACCCCUUAUCGGCAUUAUUUUAGUUCCAGAAUUCAUAUCAUUAAAUUUACCGAAUUGUUUUCGCUAUCAAGUUUUGUUAGCAAUUUUUCUCCGGACCUUGAUCAAUUUUUUUUAAAUUUGUAACAAUAGAAAAUCAUGGAUGAAGGUGACGAUUAUUCGGCCGCUAAUGCAGGUGCAUCAAAAACCUAUCCAGUACAAUGUUCAUCACUUCGUAAAAACGGUUUUGUCAUGAUCAAAGGUCGUCCAUGUAAAGUCAUGGAAAUGAGUACCUCAAAGACUGGUAAACAUGGUCAUGCUAAAGUACAUCUUGUUGGUUUAGAUAUUUUUACCAAUAAAAAAUAUGAAGAUAUUUGCCCCUCAACUCAUAACAUUGAUGUACCAAAUGUUUCUCGCAAUGAUUUCCAACUUAUUGAUGUUAGUGACGAUGGAUUCGUAACACUUAUGAAUGAUAAAGGCGAUACUCGUGAUGAUCUUCGUCUUCCAGAAGCAGAACUUGGUCAAAAGAUUCGAGAAGAAUUUGGCAAAGACGACACCACUGUCAUCGUUACCGUCAUGUCUGCUGUCGAUGAAGAGGCUAUAAUCGCUUGCAAGAACACUACCAACUAAAUCGAAUGUGGAUGAAUGAUGAUGAUGGAAAUUAAGAAGAAAAAGCCAAUGAAAUGAAAGAUAUAUAAUUUUUAUUAUUUAAGAUAAUUCUUUUUUAUUUACAAUUAUUUCAUUACAUACCAGACAUUGCUUACAAUUUGUAGUAUGUUAUGUUGGGUGUGAAUACACAUUGAAAUGAUUGUAAUCUGAAUGAGAGAUGAAAAAACUUUAUAAAUGAAAAAUUAAGAAAAAAAUAUGAUUUAUAAAAAAAAUAAAAUGCUAAAUCUAUGAUGGA
Molecule: messenger RNA, 1104 nt
Organism: Dermatophagoides farinae (American house dust mite)
Lineage: Eukaryota; Metazoa; Arthropoda; Arachnida; Sarcoptiformes; Pyroglyphidae
Gene: eEF5
Product: eukaryotic translation elongation factor 5
Biological process (GO): positive regulation of translational termination; positive regulation of translational elongation
Molecular function (GO): RNA binding; ribosome binding; translation elongation factor activity
Source: RefSeq, a predicted model, not a curated record